CCGCACCGGCGCCGUGCCUAGUGCCCACCGCUCUCUAUUCUCUGCCUGCGCGUUUCUCCUCUCGGCUCCUCGUCCUCGCUCGGCUGCGCUCCCUCCCCCUCGCUCCCUCGCUCGUCUCAGAUCCAAACCCCCGUAUUAAAAAGCGCUCAAAGCCACCAAAACCCUAACCCUAAUCACCCCAAUUCCCCAAUCCCCGUCCCCGCAAAAACCCUAGCCCAACCCCACCUACCCAUCCCUCUCGCCGCCGCCGCCGCCGCCGCCAUGGCAGGCUCAUCCGGCGGCGCUGCGUCCUCCUCCCGUACGGCGCCCGAGAACCGAUUCUAUUACCCUCCCCAUGUGCGCCGCCAGCAGCAGCAGCAACAGCAGCGGCUGCAGGGGCAGCGGUCGCUGUCCCCGUCGCUGUCCCCGUCGCCGUCUCCGCGGUCAGCGAGGCAGAAGCCGCCGCCGCCGCCGGGGGCAGUCGCCGUGGCUGUGGCUGCGUCGGCGGAUAUAGACAGCCGGAUGGAUUCCGACGACUCCUCGUCGACGACGUCGUCGAAGCCGUCGGUGGCGUCCACGGCGACGACGACGACAAACACCGCGGGUGAACUGAAUGUGAUCACGGCGGGUGCCGCAGCGGCAGAGGAGGCAGGGAAUUUGGAGAGAUUUCUUACCUCCACGACGCCCUCAGUACCCGUACAGUACUUGUCCAAGACAAGCCUAAGGAUGCGGCGAAGUAGUGAUGCUAUGGAUUCACGGCCUUAUUUCUGCCUUGGAGAUCUUUGGGAAUCUUUCAGGGAAUGGAGUGCUUAUGGGGCCGGUGUUCCACUAGUUUUAAAUGGCAGUGACUCCGUGGUACAGUAUUAUGUGCCAUAUCUUUCUGCUAUCCAACUGUAUGCAGAUCCAUCCAGACCUACUUCAAGAAACAGGCGUCCUGGGGAUGAAAGUGAUGGGGAAUCUAUGGAUACUAGCAGUGAAAGCAGCAGUGAUAAUGAUGUUGACCGGCUACGAGUCUCAUCAGUGGAAGCUACACAUCGGCUGGAAAAUGGUGGCCUACAAAGUGAUGAUUGUGAAACUGACGCAUCUUCAAGUUUUCCAAUAUUUGAGUAUCUGGAGAGGGAUCCUCCAUAUGGUAGAGAACCGCUGACAGACAAGGUAUCAGCUCUUGCAGAUAGAUGUCCAGCUCUGAAGACAUUCAAAAGCUGUGAUCUGCUGCCAUCUAGCUGGAUGUCUGUUGCAUGGUACCCCAUAUAUAGAAUUCCUACAGGGCCAACAUUGAAGGAUCUUGAUGCCUGUUUUUUGACGUUCCAUUGUCUAGCAACACCUUGCAAGGAUUGUGACCCUUCUACGCCAGCAUGUCCUGGAUUUGGGGGAAUCAACCGCAGCGCAAAUGCAACAGGGAAACUAUCGUUGCCUACCUUUGGGCUGGCACCUUACAAAUUCCGUGCCUCCAUUUGGGCAUCUGAUGGAACCCAAGAGCGGGACCGCGUCACCUCACUGAUGCAAGAGGCUGACGGUUGGCUCCGCAGAAUACAAGUUGACCAUCCAGAUUUCCGGUUCUUCGCCACCCAUUUCAGCACGACGUGGAGAUGACUCAUGACUGUAAAUGGUUGUUAGUAUAAUGACUAUUCGCCGUCUGAACUGAACUGGCCUCAGCACAUCUUACCUGUGGCGCAUAGAGACCAAGUGCCCUUUUGAAACGGGGUUUGUACGAGUUAAAAGCCUGCAUGCUAAUCUCCAAUAAGUUGUAUGUUGUAGGUAUCUUUUGUGGGGAGGUAAAGGUGGAUGGUUGAAAAGGGAGAAUUGGAGACGUGUAGAACUGAAAGAAACAAAAAAGGAAAAAAAAUAAAGAUUUUCCAUUAGAGUUGGACAGCACGAUGUGCCUCAGUGUAUGCACGUACUACUUGAUUAUCUGAUUUGCUGUCUGAUUCACCGGAGAUGGCAAUAUGGCAUGUAAUCCCCUGCCGAUUUUGCAUUGACCAAAAACGCGCAAGCUAUUGUAGGAUGGUUUUAUAUUUGCUCUUCA
Setaria italica (foxtail millet) is the source of this 2005-nucleotide messenger RNA. RefSeq lists its product as uncharacterized. NCBI's taxonomy places the organism in Eukaryota, Viridiplantae, Streptophyta, Magnoliopsida, Poales, Poaceae. The record is from RefSeq and is a predicted model, not a curated record. The transcript has 6 exons. The coding region runs from base 262 to 1572 and encodes 436 amino acids.